Messenger RNA from Calypte anna (Anna's hummingbird), 5642 nucleotides. It is a transcript of the gene ITPRIPL2, whose product is annotated as ITPRIP like 2. The transcript has a single exon. Bases 1 to 1983 code for a protein of 660 amino acids. NCBI's taxonomy places the organism in Eukaryota, Metazoa, Chordata, Aves, Apodiformes, Trochilidae. The record is from RefSeq and is a predicted model, not a curated record.
AUGCCGCUACGGGAGCCACGGUGCAAGGGGCGGCGGUGCUCUGCCCAGGGGGAAGGCCCGCAGGGGCUGCGGGGCCCGGGGCCUCGCUCGGUUCGGUCCGGCCCGGGUGCGCCCGACGCUGCCCGCGCACCCUCGGCCCAGUGGCGGGAAGGAAGGAGCGGGCGGUGCCGCUCCCCGCCCCACGGGCGGCCCCGGCCCGACAACGCCCCCGACCCUCACGCCGCGACCGGGCCCGGCGCCCGUGGCAUUUCCUCUGAGCUCACUCGGAGGCUGACGCGGCGCCGCUUCCCUCGGAAGAGGAAGCCUGGCAGCGGAGCGGCGGCGGCAGGCAGGGGGGAGCGCGGUGGCCGCCGUGCCGGCAGCGGCGGGGCGAGGCGGGGGGCAGCGGCGCGGCCCGCGCUGGGGGCGAACAGGGCGGAGGCGGGGGGCAGCGGCGGGGGCGGGCACACCCCGCCCGCGGACCCGGGCGGUGGCCACCCCCGUGGCCCGAGCCCCCGCCGCGCCCUGCCCGUCUACACCCUCAACGUGCGGGUCUUCUGGCCGGUGGUGACCGGCCUCUGCACCGCGCUCCUCUGCCUCUACGAGGCCCUGCGGGGCGGCGCGGCCGGGGAGGGCGAGGCGGAGACGAGCUCCGUCCCGCUCCUCAAGGGCUCGGCGCUGCUGCUGCUGGGCUGCCUGCUCGCCCGGUGCUGCGGCGCGGCCGGCGGCGGCCCCAGGCCCGGCGGGGUCCGGGCGGCGGGAGCGGCAGGGUCGCGGCGCAGCGUCCUGGAGAGCUUCUACACGCGGCAGCUGCGGCUCUCGCCCCAUGUGCUGGGCCACAGCAAGGCGCACGUCGGGCGCGUCGUGGCUGAGCUGGUGCGAGCCGCCAAGGCGCAGGGGCUGCAGCCGGGGCCGCUGGCCCUCAGCCUGCGCGGGGACUUCGUGUGCAUCGGCAGCGCCUACGAGCAGCACAAGGUGCGCAGCCCCGACUGCUUCGACAUCCUGGUGCCCCUCCGGCUCCCACCACACCUGGAGCCGCAGCCGCGCAGCGCCGACGGGCUGGGGCCCAGCGGAACAUUCGUCUGCGGGCUGCGGGCGAGGUCCGGUUGGCCGCGGCGCUACCGGCCCUUCGCCGAGGGCUUCUGCGUCGAGCUGCAGGGCCGCAGCCACCUCUCCUCCGGGCUGGUGCUGCGCUGGUUCCAGGGCCACCUGCAGCGGUGCCUGGGCGCCGUGCGGUACCGGCUGCAGGACCGCUGCCGCAUCAGCCUCUCGGCCUGUCCCGGGCGUCCGCCCACGCUGCACAUCGUGCCCUGCUCCGACUACGUCUGCUGCCACAUCUCCAUGGCCGUGCGCCUCAUCCCCGCCAUCCCCGUCGGCGACGCGCUCUACCUCACAGCCCUGCCGGCCGAGGGCCCUCUGAGCCCCCCGGCCCCCGAGGCCCUCUGGAGCCUCAACGCUUCGCGGCAGGAGCAGCGGCUGCUGAGCUGGCUGAAGGAACAGGCCCCGGCCUCCUCCUGCCACCUCAAGUGCCUGCAGAUCCUCAAGGGCCUGCGGGACCUCCGCGGGCAGAGCCUGGAGGAGCCUUUCUGCUCCCAGUGGGGUCGGGUGCUCUCCUCCUACGUGCUGAAGACGGCUCUCUUCUCCCUGCUGCUGCGGGGGCCUUUGGAGGCCUGGGAUGAGCGGUUCCUGGUGGAGCGGCUGGAGGAGCUGGUGCUGUACCUCAGGGACUGCCUGCGCAAGCAGGUGCUGAUGCAUUUCUUUCUGGGCAACACCAACCUCCCCGAGGCUGUGGCACUGCCCCGCUUCCUCAAGGAAGCCACCCCUGUGAACUUGCUGGCUGCCUUCGAUGGGCCCACGCUGGACCUGGCCGCCUUCCAGCUGAUCAACACCUGGUUCCAGGCCCCGCUGGUCAUCAGGAUGUACAGCAGCCCCCGGUACUUGCGGCCACUGCCCACCCCGUGCCGACACAUCACCGAGGCCAGGCAGGAGCCACCGGGAGAGUGAUUCGGUGCCCAGGAGAUUCGGUGUCACUGCUGGGACGAGGCACGCUCCCAGCCCACCCGACCAUCGAGAGCCCGCGUCUGCUGAAGGAAGGUGGGAUCCAUUGAAAUGUGGUUCUGUGGCUUUGUCCCUGACCUGAAAAAAACUAGGAAACCAAAACCCAAGACUUAGUGAAAUUGUGAUCCUUAUUUUUCAAUCUUGUUGGUUGUUCAUGGGGAAAAUUGUGAAAUUUCUGGGGAAAUGCCUUAGUUGAGAAGUGUGAUGUUCAGUCAACUGCUAGCAAGCCUGACUUCAGCAGGCUGAAACUGGCAUUUCUGGAAAUCCACGUUAACUUGGUGCCAAAAUGGACCUUUUUCUGAAACUCGACAUUUAUGAUACAAAAUCAAUUUGGGAUUUAAAAAUCCUCUAGGUGCAACAACCCUCCCCCCCCCCUCGUGUACCAGAAUGCUCUUAAAAUGUGAUGAGCACUAGAGCAUGGGUGUUAAUUGCAAUUUGAAAUGCUCAAUGGCAUGCUUCAGAUUUCCUGUGUAAUGGGAUACAUGAUGAUUAAUAGAAAUAUGUGCAUGUUAAUGUAAAAUUAAGGAAAAAAGUGAAACCUCUCCAGUAAUAGUAUGAAGAAUCUAGUUUCUGUAUUCAAGUGAAGGUUACACUGAAGGGUUGAAAUACAGGAACCAAAUAGCACUUUAUUUUCACAAAGGCCUUCUUUUUUAGGAUAAUUGGCUGCAGUAUAUUUUGCUACAGAGGAAGCAUUAGUAUUUUGUUAAAGGGUUGAUGUUAGAAUCAUCCUGAAGAAAACCAUAUUUUAAUGAAAUACCCUGGGGUUUGUUUGUGGUUCCUGUUAAGUUUUUUUUUUUCUGGCUUAGAAAUUUGUAGAAUUUGCUUUACUUCAAGGACCAACAGCAAAAUUAUAAAAUUCCCCCACCCCCUUUUCUUCUGUGUGGAACAAACCUUAAACCAGUCCAAACCUCAGUGCUGUAAGCUGCCUUCUGCACCCUCCUGCCCUCAGUUAGCAGUUUCAUGGGAUUUUUGGGUGACUGCCUAAGCUGGUGUCUGAUCAUGGCAGUAUUUUACCAAAUAACCUGUUGGGAUUUUGUAGUGCAAAUUGUUAUCUUAUUAUGAGGAGGGGGAAAUGAAGUAUUUCAGGGUUCUUCAAAAUUGUUAAAGCACUGAUUCAUGGUACCAUUGCAGUCAGAGGCUGUGGAUUCUGAUGUCCUCUGACGGUAAACAUCAGCCAGAUAAUUUCCACUUCUGACCUGGUAAUGUCCCAGCUGCUGGAAUAUUCUGGUGUAUUGUAACACAGCCAGGUCUCUUAAGUGUCCUUAGUUUCUGGUGGAGGUACGUGGUGUAUGGGAACCUGAUGUGCAAACCCUGUCCCAGGGUGUCAGCAAAUUCAGCAUUCCAAAUCCUUGCUUUUUUGAGUCACCUGCUCAAGUGUUUGAUGUAUUAAGACCCAAAAUGUGUUGCUGAAUUGCUGGCAUUCAGGAAGCUGAGCAUGUGCCUUAUUACCCAUUAUACUGUGUCCUGUGUGAGCAGUCUGAAAUGAGUUAUAAAUGACCAAGUGUGACUUCAGGGAAGCUCUAGGAUAACUUGAAGUUACUGAUAUUUUCCUCCUCUCCCUGACAUACGUGGAGAUACCAGUGUGCUUUAUUCAUGGUUCUAUGCAUCAAAGCACAAACCAAACAUUUUCAAAAUCUAUGAAGUUUUAAAAAAGCUUCUAUUUUUUUAGGUGGAAACACCCUCUGGGCAGAUGUUUGCCUACUUCUGUGUAUUUUUUAACUGCUCUUGCAGUCCUGUUUUCAGGUAAUUAUAGCCUAGGUCACACCCGCGACUUGGUUUAUUUUUAUAUAUGAAGCACUGUGCUUCUUUCUACAAAUAGUGUAUGUGUAGGUAGUAUUGAUCCAAUGUUCUUUGCACAUGGUAUUUAAGGCUAAGUGAGCUAUCUUGGUAUUUUGUUUUGGUUUUUUGGUAGCAGACUAUGAUAUGUAUUAUUUUUGCAGACUUCUUGGUAUUUGAAAAAAAUGCCUGCCUUUGAAUCCUUUGGCCAAAGAAGAACUAGAGAACAGGUCCAGGGUAUUGUGGGUGCCUGAACUCGUGACAUAAAACCUUUAGCUCUUAAUUCUGGCAUCAUAACCACUCCCAUCAGCUGGUGGUUUGUUUACAUCACUGUGCAUCCAUAUCUCUGAAAAGGAAUGCAUGUCUGGUGUGUAUUUAAUCUUGCUGCAAUACAUGGAAAUCUGUACUAGACUUGGUAAGGACUUUCUCACUAAAAUGUAGUAAUGCCAGGAAAAGACAGUUGCAUCAGGAAAUGCAUGGCAAGGAGAGAUGGUGAAGAUUAUAAAUGUCUUAGAAAGUGGAAGUUGGGCUGAAGGGUGAGUGAGAAUGCUCUCAGUAAAAAUGCUCUCAGUAAACUCUCAGUGAAGACACACUGCAAACAGACCAUGGAGGAGAGCUAGUGAAAGCAAAGCAGAUUUGGAGCAUAGGGAGAAAAAGAUUUCAGUGGGUUUUGCUUUGACAAAUUUUCCAAAUAUUUUCCCAAGUGAUUGAAUCCAUCAGGGCUGAACAGUGAGUCAAACCCACAGUUUGUUAGCCAUGUAGGCAGAUCUUCAGUGAGCGUUUGCUCAGCAAGGCAUCUCUUGAGUUUGUGAUGGCUGGUGAAGGGAGGAAAUGCUUCCAUGUGCAACCUUAGGGCUGGGCAAGCUUUCUGGAGGAGAGGGGGCAUUCUGCCAGCAAGGCAGUGUGUGCCAUUGGGAGGUCUGAGCAAAUCUCUUAGACUAACUUGUGACUCUGUUGUACAGCUGAGAUAUGAAGUGUAUUUUCUUUAUCUGCUGUAAAGCAUCAUUCAUGAGUAUGAUCAACAAAAAGAGCUGAUAAAAGUUGGGUUCUGCUAUGGUGUUCAUCCACCAAAACAUGACAGCACUGAUACCUGCAACGUCCUGGAACUUUUAUAGGGCCUUAUCUGCAAGAGUUACAUACAGAGAAUUGACCUACAUGAGUAAUCCUGUGGGCCUUUUGCCUUCUCCCACCCCACAGAUACUGUGCACAGAACAAGGUUAUGAGUAUGUAUUUUUUAAGGUUGUAACUGGUACAAUGUAUCUUGGACUGAGCAUGGUAGCCUUUGAGUGUAUAAACUGGAACAGAAGCACAGCAGAAAAAGUGUGUGGUUUAGAACUAAUGUGGGUGCUUGGUUAUUUGUCUACAACAUAAUUUUGCAAAGACUGUGCAAAUGAAGUUGUUUUUAUGGAACAUUGAUUGGGAAGAGGAGUCAUGCCUGUUUAGCUCCACUACCAAGUUGCAUAUAUGUGACUUCUUUUUGUAUUGAAAAAUGUGUAUUUCUAAAAUACACCAUUUCUUCUUAUCUGACCAAAUAUCUUGAAAACAUUCCUCCUUUGAUUUUGAAUUUCUGCAGAGUAAUGUAAAUUUGAAGUGUCUGUUUGCAAUGGACAUUCUUGGUACAACUAUUUUUUUGCUGGUUAAUUAUCAGACCAAAGAUUAAACUAAAGUGUUCAGCUGCUAUUGUUUAAAAAAAAGAAAAAAAGGUGUUUAUAGGCUCAAAGUGUCAACCCACUUUAAUGAAAUGUUCAUAAGUUUAAUGUCAAAAUACAUUUGCACUUUCAUUGUUUCCAGUAAAAGUCAGUGGUUUUGUUUUAAGGAUUCAUUGUAGU